Mercurialis annua (annual mercury) is the source of this 1224-nucleotide messenger RNA. RefSeq names its product probable serine/threonine-protein kinase WNK11. Gene Ontology annotation, molecular function: protein serine/threonine kinase activity; ATP binding. Gene Ontology annotation, biological process: protein phosphorylation; intracellular signal transduction. Lineage: Eukaryota; Viridiplantae; Streptophyta; Magnoliopsida; Malpighiales; Euphorbiaceae. The coding region runs from base 102 to 992 and encodes 296 amino acids. Gene Ontology annotation, cellular component: cytoplasm. The transcript is spliced from 3 exons. The record is from RefSeq and is a predicted model, not a curated record.
AGCGCAGCAGAGAGUAUAAAUACCAUGCUGUUCUAUAGAUUCUCCCCGGUGCAUUUCCAAACUAAUUUUUUUACUCUCAACUGCUUUAUUGCUUCCUCGAGAUGCCAACUGCAAUGCCCAAUUCAUCUGAUAGAGAUGGUGAACCAUUUGUUGAAGUUGAUCCUUCUGGACGAUUUGGUCGGUAUGAUGAUCUGCUCGGUUGUGGUGCUGUCAAGAAGGUCUAUCGAGCAUUUGAUCAAGAGGAAGGUAUAGAGGUGGCGUGGAAUCAGGUGCAAUUGAGGAACUUUAUUGAAGAUCCUGUACUUAUCAAAAGGCUCCACUCAGAGGUUGAUUUGUUGAGAUCUUUAAAGAACAAAUAUAUAAUUGUUUGCUAUAGUGUUUGGUUGGAUGACGAGAAUGGCAAACUCAACUUCAUUACUGAGGUGUGCACAUCUGGAAAUUUAAGAAACUAUAGAGUUAAGCAUCGCCAUGUCUCGUUGAAAGCAUUGAAGAAGUGGUCAAAACAAGUACUUGAGGGAUUGGUGUACCUGCACACUCAUGAUCCGUGCAUUAUUCAUAGAGAUUUGAAUUGCAGUAACAUCUUUGUUAAUGGGAACAUUGGCCAGGUAAAGAUCGGUGAUCUCGGGUUCGCAACAAUAACAGGAAAAAACCAUGUUGCACAUUCACUCUUAGGCACACCAGAGUUUAUGGCACCGGAAUUAUACGAGGAAGAUUACACCGAGUUAGUUGACAUAUACUCAUUCGGGAUGUGCUUACUAGAGAUGGUUACAGCAGAGAUACCAUAUAGUGAAUGCAACAGUAUUGCCAAGAUAUACAAAAAGGUGACUACUGGAGUAAAGCCUCAAGCCAUGAACAAGGUGACUGAUUCAGAAGUGAAGGCGUUUAUCGAGAAAUGCAUAGGCGAGCCAAAUGCACGACCUUCAGCUUCUGAGUUGCUCACUGAUCCUUUCUUUUCUGAAGUCACUGUGGAUGAGGCGGAAUCAAAUGUUUGACUGCUUUUAAGGUAAAAUCAUAUCCUUGAAGCUGAUCUUUUUAACCGUUCUUAGAAUCAAUGUGACUUGUAAUUGUUUUUCUACUGAAUGGUCUAGAGCCUAUAACUACUGCUAAGUAUCUGCUUUCUAAUAAUUUUCAUUUCUUAACAUCUAUAAUGUAAAUAAAUGUUGGUAGUAGCUAGUACUGUGUUAAGUGGUCGAAUCGUUAGCUAAUUGAAUGAAUUACUGUAAA